This is a messenger RNA of Monoraphidium neglectum, 390 nucleotides long. Its product is annotated as cysteine synthase A. Lineage: Eukaryota; Viridiplantae; Chlorophyta; Chlorophyceae; Sphaeropleales; Selenastraceae. The record is from RefSeq and is a predicted model, not a curated record. Bases 1 to 390 code for a protein of 129 amino acids. Gene Ontology annotation, cellular component: cytoplasm. The transcript is spliced from 5 exons. Gene Ontology annotation, molecular function: cysteine synthase activity.
AUGAACAUCGCCAAGGACGUUACCGAGCUCAUCGGCAACACGCCGAUGGUGUUCCUGAAGCGCGUGAACGAGGGAUCGGUGGGCAAGGUGGCCUGUAAGCUCGAAAUCAUGGAACCCUGUUGCAGCGUCAAGGACAGGAUUGGUUACAGCAUGAUCUCUGCUGCCGAGGCCGACGGCAAGAUCACCCCCGGCAAGACCACCCUUGUGGAGCCGACCAGCGGAAACACGGGCAUUGGUCUGGCAUUCAUCGCCGCCGCCAAGGGCUACAAGCUGGUCCUGACCAUGCCCGCUUCUAUGUCCCUGGAGCGCCGCAUCCUGCUGCGCGCCUUCGGCGCCGAGCUGGUGCUCACCGACCCCGCCAAGGGCAUGAAGGUGCGCGGACCGGAUUGA